Messenger RNA from Gigantopelta aegis, 3180 nucleotides. RefSeq names its product DC-STAMP domain-containing protein 2-like. The coding region runs from base 119 to 2929 and encodes 936 amino acids. NCBI's taxonomy places the organism in Eukaryota, Metazoa, Mollusca, Gastropoda, Neomphalida, Peltospiridae. Gene Ontology annotation, cellular component: membrane. The record is from RefSeq and is a predicted model, not a curated record. The transcript is spliced from 2 exons.
GAAUUACAACUGCAUACGAAAGUUCUUACAUUCCUUCUUCUUUUUUUUGUUGUUUCUUUUUCUUUUCUUUUUUUUCUUUUCUUUUCUUUUUAGUUAAUUUUUAACAACUGAAUCAACCAUGUUGGAAAAUCUGGAAUUUUGUAUGAAAAUAAAGGAGGAUUUGCAAAACAUUGCAAAGGCCAAAGAAAUGGCCAUACGGGAGAUGAACGGACUUCCUCCUGUUCCUCCCCCGUGGCAAGAGGAGCUCCGUUCGUACAUCGUGGACGGCUUUCACGACUUCUGCUGCAGUGCCUUCUGCCCUUGCUGCAAACGCAAAAAACCCAAACCGAAGAAGGGCAUAACACUAACGUUCUGCGAAAAACUGAAAACCGAAGGGACGUACGAAAACGAAGUUCUGAAGAAUUUCAUUGGAUUCGGCGGAGGACUCGUCGUCUCGAUCCUCCUGUACUACCUGUGCGUGCUGCAGCUCAAGCUGGACGUCGUCGUCGGCGCUGUGAUCGGGGCUAUCGUCGGCUUCAUCUCGUGCAUCGGGCUGGCGUUCUUCGAGAGGUUUCGGUGCAUGACCUUGCUCAUCAUACCUAACUUCUUCUCCAGCAAAGGCCGCAUGUUUCUCAUGAUGUACGCCACCGUGCUGCUCAUCAACUACCCCGUCCUCAACUUCAACCACAACGUCAUCGUGCUGACGGACAGCGCCACGUGCGCCCAGAGUUUGGUGAUGAACGAGACUCGAGAAUUGGCCGAACUGGCCAGGGCGCCGGUCGCUGGGAUGAUUAAAGACAUCAAGAAAAUGCUACAGGCUAUUCGGCAGUUUGCGGAGAAAAUAAAAGCUGCAUUCAGAGCCCUGUGCGACGCCCUCAACGAAAUCAAGGCCGCCAUAGUGAGGUCUUUCGGCUGGAUCCAGAGCAUCGCCGAGGAGUGCAACAAAAUCAUGGGCGUUCCGUACGUACGGUGCACGAAGGCGUUCGACGACGCCGUAUCGCGGUGCUUCGACCACCUGCCCCCGGUCGUGGAGUCGAUCUGCCACGUCGUGACGUUCGUGAAGCAGGUGUGCCAGGUGGCCCGCGCCGGACAGAUCUUUUGUGUGAUCGGUUCGCUCAUCCACUCGUUCCUCACGGGACUGUUCGACUUCGACUUCGGCAACAUCUUCUUCGAGUGGCGCGACAUGUUCUACUUCAACGUGACGCUCGAGUACCACUACAACUUCACGACGCACCAGUCGAAGACGUUCGGGCAGGUGCGCGACGACAUCGUGGGCGAGGUGAAGGCCAAGCUGGACAAGAUGAACCGGUUCCUGGCGUUCACCGACAACAUCAUGAUGUACAUGGUCCUCAUGGUGGUCGUGCGGUCCGUGCUGUACCGCACGCGCUACCUCUCCAAGGACAACUUCGACAACCGCUACAUCACCAGCAACAUGGUGAAGAUCAACGACGCCAGGGACGCCUUCGCCAAGGAAAAGGCGUUGCCGCUGAAGCGGGCGGAGAAGCGCCUGUACGUGUCGUCGUUCUCGUUGUGGCUGACGCGACAGGAGGCGAAGAAAAUGUUCAAAGGCAUCGUCAUGCUCGUGUUCAGCGUCGUGCACGGCACGUUCUUCAUGAUGUGCGACUACGGGCUCUACUGGCUGCUCCACCUCAUUCAGGUUCACAUGGAGAUCAAGACCCACAGCGACCUGCCGCCGCACUUCGCGCUGCACGUGCAAGGCGAGGGCGCUCUGGCCGACAUGUACAGGACUCUUAUCGCCGUGCUCGACCCCACCGGCAGUUCGGGGAUCGAGGUCGACACGACGAAAUGUCUGCCCAACCCAAGCGUUCCCGACACAGAGGUCUACAAGACGAUAUACUCCCUCUACCUGACCUGCUUCAUUCUCACCAUUUUCGAAGCGUACGGGCUACGCCUGCGUCACAUGAUUUGCGCGUGCUACUAUCCCGAUCGCGAGAGAAAGCGUGCAAUCUGGCUCUACAACCACAUUCUAGUUAUGAGAGGCAGCUUCCUCAAGUUUGCCAGGCGCCAGCUGAGGUAUCAGAACUGUACGAACAAAGCCGUGACGAGGCUGAGCAUCCGCAGUCGAAUCAUCGCCCAGUGCCCCUUGUUCGGCAAGUUACUUAAGCUUCUCGGCCUCCACAACAAGAAAGUGUGCCUGCUGUGUGCCAGAGAAGGAGUGACGUCCGACUAUGAUAAUUUCGAGCACUGCUCGACGCCUUCUUGCGACGCGGUCUACUGCGUGGACUGUUUUCAGGACCUAAAGAACCUGUGCACCGUGUGCCUGAACCCCGUGGACUACGGCGACAUGUCUGACGUUAGCGAGGAGAUCGACUCGAGCGAGGACGAGGAGGCCCUGGCGCGGAGACUCAAACACGUAGAGGAGAGAAAGGAACGAAUACGAAAGAUGAGAGAGAAGCGGCGACCCAGCGCAGUGAUGGCCGCCUUCCAGAGAAUACUGCACGACGAAGAGGGCGUCGGAGAAAGAACAGAAGAAAAGAGCGAUCGUUCAGGGGAAACUACUCCCGACAGCGAGCAAGAGGACCUGGUCGCCGACGACGUUUCGGUGGACACUGAAAGCAGUGAUGGAAGCUACCGCGAGGAGUACGACAUGUCGUACCAGUUUAAGGUGAGUGACGUCAGCGACAUGUCGGAGGAAGAGGCUGGUCCAGUAGAGGAAGAAGAAGAAGAGGAUGAGAAGCCGAGGACGAAGAUCGAUCGCGUAGACAUGCACUACUUCGACUACAUUGACAGUCUGGAAGAAGAGGAGGAUGUCAAGGUCGCGGCGCCGCCCAAGGCCAGGUCCACGAUAAAGUGGACGCCUGGACAACCUCUGGACCCCAGCGUGCUGGAGAAGUUGCCACCGGACAUGUUGGAGGCGUUGGGACCGGAAGUACGUCAGAUGUUAGUUGCGAGCACAAACCAACCCCAACCCCAACCUCAACCCCCGUGAAUGUCUGGGGAUUUGUUAAACCAGUUAAAACAUACUAUACAGAGGUUAUCAUCAUGUGGCAAGAACAUUCAAGCGUACAAACCUGACGCCAGUAAACAUAUGUGUGCAUGUAUGUUCAGGUGAAGGUAUAUGUGUACAUGUGUGUGAGUAAGUGAGUGCACGCGGGAAAAUACGCGUGGGACAAAUUGAUAAACAUUUUUUAAAGUUAAUAAAUAAUGUCUGAAACUAGUUUAAAAGCUAGUUUCCUCAAA